Molecule: messenger RNA, 5986 nt
Organism: Galleria mellonella (greater wax moth)
Lineage: Eukaryota; Metazoa; Arthropoda; Insecta; Lepidoptera; Pyralidae
Product: transcriptional repressor scratch 2-like
Exons: 2
Coding region: 107-1357 (416 amino acids)
Biological process (GO): regulation of transcription by RNA polymerase II
Molecular function (GO): RNA polymerase II cis-regulatory region sequence-specific DNA binding; DNA-binding transcription factor activity
Source: RefSeq, a predicted model, not a curated record
CGACCUGCAACGCCGCUCGCCCGGGGCGCCUAUUCUAUUCUCUAUCUUUCUCUGUUCGUCUGUCUCUCGCUGAUGCGGUCGCGCUGAGGCUGAUGCGGGCGCCGCCAUGCCGCGCUGCCUCAUGGCCAAGAAGUGGAAGGCGGCCCCGGCUGCGGAGCUGGCCGACGAGUCGGAUGAGGAGAUCGACGUGGUCGGCGAGGGGCGCGGCCGCAGCCCCGCGCCCGCCGCCACCGCGCCGGGGCCUUCGCCCCGCGAUCCCGAACCCACGCUCCUCUACAACGGUUACACCGAGGAGCAGCCUUCCACGCAAUUCACCGCCCAGCUGCCGAGCGAGGUGAGCCCGGCCCCCGCCGGCCCCGGCCCCGCCUCUCAGCCGGCGCCUCAGCCUCUCUCCUACGCUCUUCUGCAACUCUCCGCCUCUGACUCGACCGAAUCGCCCUUCCUCCAAGUGCAGCUCCAGUCUUCGCCUGUCUCCCCUCCCCCGCCACCGGCGAGCGGCAAGUCCAUCUCCAUGUGCUAUACCAGCACCGGUGCUCUUCUCUCUUUGCCGCCGAAAAAGAAGGACAUCUAUCGCCCGUACUGCCUCGUAGACCGCGCCGCCUAUCUCCAACGAGCCGAAGAAGACCUUAACGCAGCCCACGCUAUUCUCGACCUGAGCCAUCAUGCGGUAUACUUAUCCACCCCUCCGCGGACGGUGCCCGCUCCACCUGAACCACCGCCACCUCCACCGCCGCCCCCGGAUCCUCCCGUUCAAGAGCAAUCAGCAGAACGACCGCGAGAAACCGUCGCCUACACCUAUGAUGCUUUUUUCGUCAGUGACGGUAGAUCUAAACGACGCAAUUAUGCCAGCGCGCCGAUAGAGACCACCGAGCAACCGGAAACUAAGUCUAAGUACACGUGCAGCGAGUGCGGCAAACGGUACGCUACUUCGUCGAAUCUGUCACGACACAAGCAGACGCACCGCAGCCUCGACUCGGGAGCGGCGAAACGAUGCGGAGAGUGCGGUAAAGCAUACGUGUCCAUGCCGGCACUCGCGAUGCAUGUGCUAACACAUCAGCUUUCGCACGUGUGUGGCGUAUGCGGUAAGUUAUUCUCGCGACCAUGGCUGCUGCAAGGUCACUUACGCUCCCAUACAGGCGAGAAGCCCUAUGGGUGCGCCCAUUGUGGGAAAGCGUUUGCUGACCGAUCCAACUUACGCGCUCAUAUGCAAACUCAUUCUGCUGAUAAGAAUUUCGAGUGCUCCAGAUGUCAUAAGACGUUUGCCUUGAAGAGCUACCUUAAUAAGCAUCAAGAAUCGGCUUGCGUGCGCGACGAGGACUCGCCGCAGCCCGAGGCACCCGCAUCCGCGUCCGGCUAGCCGGCUCCGCUGUCGAGCGCCAAUUCAAAACCCGAGCCGACGCAACUAGGGACCGUAAAUGAGGCCGAAUGGUUUACACUUAAACGUAAAGUAUUAAUAUGAAUUUAGCUUGUUAGCGUAAUAUAUAAUAAAUAUACAAAAAAGAAACAGGAGUGAGCGCAUCCGGCGAGGCUUGUGAGGCGUUCACCGGACGCGCUGCGCCUUAAUCGAGCAACGUUUCGCAAACAACGAAUCACGUAUGACCCCGUAGAGUCGCGGCUGCCGCGGCAAUAGGCCGUAGCGACAGACGUCCCGUUAACGUUAACUUUCAAUUAUGUACAUACUCGUCGAUAAAAUAUACCCUUAUAUACAUAGAAGUAAUGAAAUAUGAAUGAAACUAAUAUCUUUUGUAGGAGAUUUUACAACCGCAAUGUAGGUUAGAGAGUAUUACAGUGUAAGUUUAGCGUCGAGAUGCGAGAGCCGAGCGCCGAGCUCGUCGGCGGAGAGAGCGGAGCGCCCGGGCGGGGCGCCCGAGCGCGGCCGCCUGCCUCCUCCGUCUCGGUGAGGAACUUGCCAAAAAUUUCCGUCCGAAGCUCCGCGCACACGCCGCCGCCGCCGCGCCGCGCCCGCGCUUUUUCCGCGCCACGCAGUACUAGCGCGCCGCCUCGCGACAGUGCCUUAGCGGUAGCGAUGGGUGAUACGAGCAUUCAGUUCUAUACAAGUGAUAUACUUGCUUAUAGUAGUAAAGUAACGCUGAAAAAUAUCAGUGACGUAUAGUUACAUUGUAACGGAGCGCAAUGCCAAAAUUAGCUUACGUCGCAAGCGUCAUUAAAUGCAAGGAAUCAGGAUAAAAUAUUAUGAUAUUUUUUAAAAAGUAAAUUGUAAAUUUAAUGUUGCUUGAAUUAUUUCACUGAUACAUGUCAUGCUGGUCCUAUGAUAUGGUAUAUGUGGAUAUAAGCUAUAUCACUCACCUCUACAGAGAGCGGCGACCGCGCGCCACAACCGCUUCGCCGCCGUCGCCUUACCGAAGUAAAUAAAGAUAAUUCUAAAAAAAUUACAAUAGAGACAUGUAAGUAGCACUGUUGGUACCAAUUAAAUAUAUAGGUACCUUUAAUUAUAUAUUAAAUGUAAUAACCCUCGCCUUAAAAACUUUAGUGCGAAAGUAGUAGUUACCCAUUUAUGCAUAUCUCUAACCUAACGCGAACCUUUAAUUGCCUUCUAAAUCGUAUUGUCGAACAUAUGAAGAGAGCUGCGGAUCGCUUAAAAGACUACCAGAUAACUCAAAUAACUAUAAAACUAUAUGACUGAUAGCUUAAUAGAUGGGAUCAAUGUAACAUGCCGGUGUACUCUUUCAUCCAAGGCAUAAUCUCGUUGACACGACGAAGUUGAUAAAAAAUACAACACCUAAAUUCGGAGGCUAGGAACGGAUUCAGAUGUUUGACAUUUUGGACUGCUGUUAAUCGUAAUUACAGAAUGAAAAUUUAAUUUCUACAAUCAAUAAUAUUAUAUAGAUCCAACUGUUAAACACUAAUUAUAAAUAAUAGAUAGGUAUAUGCCGAUAUGUAAAAAGUAGGGGGCGCGGCGGCGAGAGCGUACUGCGGCGAACGACAGGGGCACAGCCGCAAACAUACCACACAGCGAGCAUGCCUUUAGUUGAGCGUGUUACUAGUGACAAGUCAAACGUAACUGGCAAUAAAAUAAUUUAGGAUAAGAUAGCAUUAACAAUAGGUUACGAGGCGAGCACGAGGUGCUCGGUGAGAAAUGGGUAUUCGAAAAGCAAUAAUAAUGUAGGUACAAAGUCGCGCACCGCUGUCUAUUAGACACAGCUGACUUACCCCCGUAGUUCCGUAGUACUUAUAGCGUCCUUCUAGUAGCAUAUAGGCUUCGCAGGCCGAACUGCUCAUAAACAACUAGUAAGCAAAACGGGCGAAAGUUCUGAUUAUACACAAGUACAGAAUUCGUUUCUGCUAAGCCAAUGCUACACAUAGUCUAUUAUUAGCUAGUGCCUCAUAAGUCAAUUCGUCUUUGGUGGAUUUAAUUUGAACCCUGUCAAUUAACUUGAAUCUUUUAAAAAGACAAAGUUCCUGUUAUUUAUUAUAUUCUCUCAUACUGUAAGAGAAAUCACAGUGUCAAUGUUUUGGAUAGUAAAUACAUAAAAUUUUUUGAAGUAAUAUUUUUUUAAAAACGUUUUGAAUAAUGGCGUCCUUAUAAUUUCUAAACUGUUGAUAAUAUAUUUAUUGUGUUGUGUUGAACCAAUCUAGUAAUUUUGCUGGUAUUUUGUUACAAAGUCUGGCACUUUGUAAAAGUAGUCUAAAAUUGAUAGGUAUGUUAAUACCAUUAAAGUAUCAAUUUGAUCAAUUACUGCAACAAAAUCUGGCAAAUGCAUUAAUUGGUCUUUAUAUUGUAAUCCUAUUGAUAACCAUUGUAACUGGCAAAAAGGCCUAAAGAGGCACUUUUCUUGACAUUAGUGAAUAUAUUCCCUAAUCAAAAUAUUCCUAUUAUGUAGAUGUAGUGCCACAUUUUAACUAUACCUAUCUAUAUACUAAAUAGGUCCUUUCACUUACCUAUAUUUAUUUAAUGAAAUAGGCUUUACCAGACAAAGGUUGCGCGUAAUAAGCAAUAUAUUGUAAUGAUAAGCAAUAAGAGGGUAGAAUUUAUGUAGUGCAUAAUUAUUUAUUUAUAAAGAAUUUUUGUAGAUUUUUAGAUAUUUUUGGUGCUUUGGAGUACUAUAUUGAAAUUUUGAUGAACGAAAUCCACAUCGAAUAUUAAUAUGUAUGUAUCUAUAUUGAAACAAAAGUUGUUUUUCGAAAUGUAUUUUAUGCACACAUUCUGAAUUAUCGGGAGCCAUCGGAUAUGAUGUUUUCAACACGAAUGGGACUAAUCAUCUAAACAUAACAAAUAUUAAAGCAUUCCCAAUGCAAUGAAGGCCUCUUUUUCUCUAUUUAUAUCCCCUAAAUAUAGAGAAACAUUUGGUUUUUUCAAUUAUUUUUGUUUACAUUUAACUUUCAUAACUAAUCUUGCUAUGUAGAAUCUAGUUUAUCUAUUGUACUCCUUCGCAUAACUCCUUCGAAAUAAUAAUAAUUGUUUACAUCUAUCGUCUUAUCUAGCUGUCCCAUCGUUUGUCUUAUGUAGAAAAUGCAAAAUGAAUAGCUUAAAAUGAAAUAAAAAUCUAAAACGAGAUAUUUUAUUCAAAUAUUUAUACUAACGUUAUUGUAGUGGGUAUACAGAUAAUUAAGUAAUGAAUAGCUAACGAAACCAACUUAUAUACAAAAAUCUAUACAUUUAAUUGUAAAUACGUCCCUGUGUACCAAAUUUCCCUUCUUUACAAUUUUUGUAGGUGUAGUGUAACUUUAUAAUUACAUAUUUAUAAUUAUAGCGAUGAACAGUUAUGUAGAUAAAAUGUUAAAAAAAAUCAACUAGACUUCAUACAUUAUAGUAACACAUAACUACUGUUAUUCGACCUGUUAUAAUUCGCACCAUGUUAAUUCAAGCAAAACGGUCUACGACCAUAUGACUAUGACAUAUUUACAGCUAGUUUCAUAUUAAAUCGAAAAAAAAAAACAUGUUUUCAACGAGUAGUUACGAAAUAAAAUUGAUUGAAAUAUUAGAAAUAAGUAAUUUUUGAUGAAAUUAUUUGAUGAAACUCUUAAAUAUUUAAUCACAAUAAAUUCAAGUACUAAAAUUGGGUAUGUGCAUGCUAUUAGGUAUACUAAAGUGGACAGAUUUAAGAGAAUUGAAAGAAAGCGAUAAGUAGUUCGAACCACAGUUAAAUCGGCAAAGAGAACCUAAGGGAUAUCAAAGAAACCACAAAUAUAGAUUAAAAUAGAUGUCGCAAUAAUAGAUGCCAAAUACAAAUUACAGAUAAAUAUCGAUUCGGAGUUGUCAAGUGAAAAUGUUGACAAAACUCUGUAUAAUUUAUAAUUUAAUCCGAGUUAGCUGUACUUUAAGAAUUCAUUCCAAGUGACUUGUAUUCUGUCACAUUGAAUUCAAAACUGGUCAGCAAAAUAUAAGCACGUCGGGUUUUAGAUAUACCAUCAGUUUUACAGUCAUGAUUAUAUUUUUCUCUAUUUUAGAGAUAUCACGAUAUUUUCGAAUGCGGCUACUAUCUUUUAUUUUCCAUAAAAUCUGAAGUACAUGCGUCAUCUAUCUUUAUUUAUGUCUGGGUUUACUCCGUUUGAAGAAACACUAAUUAUUUCGCUAACAUAUUAUAGUUACGAAACUGAAAGACUUUUAAGAAUGAUUAUUCAGGGGCUAGUUAAACUUGUAAUUUAUAGAGCACCGUCCGAAACUAUGUCCCAUUUCCUGUUCUGUCCUUUGUAUCAAGAAGGACCUUAACGAAGUAACCUGCUGUGCCGUAGAAGUUGUUAACUUCUGGUUUUGAAAAGUUUACUUGGUAUUUACUCGAAAGAAGUAAAAGAAAAUAAUAACCGUAUUCUUUCAGCUUUAAAUUAGAGUUCAGAAUAGGACAGUAUAAGGACAAAAAUAACACACUAACAGAAACUAUACCUGAUACUGUAUGUAUUUUAUUUAUAUGUGAUUUACAUAGGUCGUAGUCCGUAUUUGUGCCAUAUAAAUACUUAGAUAUUUAAUUAAAAUUUUUUUUGAAAUCACUAUUUUAAAUGAGAAAGCUUCCAACCCAUACUUUUAGGU